Messenger RNA from Aphis gossypii (cotton aphid), 1861 nucleotides. Its product is annotated as folate transporter 1-like. Gene Ontology annotation, cellular component: plasma membrane. The transcript is spliced from 10 exons. Bases 72 to 1544 code for a protein of 490 amino acids. Lineage: Eukaryota; Metazoa; Arthropoda; Insecta; Hemiptera; Aphididae. The record is from RefSeq and is a predicted model, not a curated record. Gene Ontology annotation, molecular function: vitamin transmembrane transporter activity. Gene Ontology annotation, biological process: vitamin transport; transmembrane transport.
AUUCAAAGUAUCCGCCACCAUGUACAAAAUAAUAAUAAUAAUAGUUCGCUUGUCCAGUAAACACGACGCCGAUGUCAACUCGCUACGUUGUCGCUGUCACUGUGGAUAUACCGAAUUUUGAGUUUAGUGUAUGUCAAUUUCAUAAUAUUUUACUAACUUUUGAACUGUGGUCCACAUGUCGAUUUAAUAUUAUUUUACGGACCAACUUAUCCAAGUCAUUAUAUUUUAUAAUAAAACUAAGCAUGGAGUCUUGGAAAAAAGUAUGCAUAAUAGUAUCAGUGUAUGUUGUACUUCGUGAAUUCCGCCCAAUAGAUCCUUUUAUUAUUAAGUAUAUAACGUCUCUUCCAGAAAAAUACACUAUUAAAACAAUUAGAGAAGAGGUUUAUCCUAUGAGUAGUUACGUUAGCGUGUUAUUCAUAGUAAUCCUAUUCCUCAUUACUGAUUAUCUACAAUACAAGCCAAUAAUAAUUUUAAAUGGAUUAUCUGGAAUUAUGUCUUACAGCUUACUAUUAGGAUCUCCAACAAUAUUUGUAUUGAAAUCAAGUCAAAUAUUUUUAAUGCUUUUUAGAGCAGCUGAAGUUGCACAUUAUACAUAUAUGUUUGCAAAAAUUGAGAACAAAGAUCAAUAUCAAAUUGCUACUUGUAUAAUAAAAAUUUCAAUUAUGAUUGGAAAAAGUAGUUGUGGCAUAAUAGCACAAGUUCUUAUAUCAUAUAAUAUUGUAAGAUACGUAUGUUUACUCUACCUAAGUAUACUUGGGAUGAUUUUAACUACGAUCUGGUCAUUAAUUAUGCCACCAGUUAAGUUUAGUUUAUAUUUUUAUAAAGAAAAAGAUAGUACAAUUAUUCAAACAAAAAUCAAUGAAUCUACUAAUGUGAAUCUAGAUAAAAAAAAUAUAAAAAAUUACUUAAUAAAAAUGAAAUUCUCUGAAGUUAUUCAAAAGUUGUGGGAUGAUUUUAAUGUAGCAUAUACGGAUGCUAAUGUAUUUAAAUGGUCAGUUUGGUGGUCGUUGUCAUUUAGUGGUUAUGUAUUGGUUUCCCAUUAUAUUCAACUUCAUUGGGAAGAAAUUGAGCCUCACAGUGAACAAAGCCCUCUAAACGGUGCAGUUGAAUCAUUGGCUACACUAUUAAGCGCUGCAACUAUAUAUGCGAUUGGAAGAGUUAACGGAGAUUGGGACAAGUAUAGAGACAUUAUAAUGGCAAUAGUAGCUAUGGGACUUGGAGUCAUGUUAUAUUUUCUUUCAUUGACUAAAUCUUUAACAAAGUCAUAUGUAUAUUACAUAAUAUUCUGUUGCACAUAUCAGACUAUGGCAACAAUAUCAAGCGCAGGAGUUGCCAAAUUUUUGAAAAGGAAUUGCUAUGCUUUAAUAUUUGGAUUUAAUAAGUUGAUUGGAUACAUUUUAAUUAUUAUAUUCACCAUUAUCAUCGUUGAAGAUAAAUUAUUCUCUUUCGACAUUCGUCAACAGUUUUUAAUCUACAGUGUGUAUUUUAUGUUCUUGGGAUGUUUUUUUUUAUUAAUGGCUUUCAUGUCAUUCAGGCGACUAUGAAAAAAAAUGAAUUAUUGUCGUAACGUGUUUAUAAGUACACCUACAAAUAAAGUGUGCAUUUCAUAAGUGCUUUAUUUGAUAUAAUAAUAUAAUAGCUAUGAAUACAUUUUAUUUUUUUUUUGAUUUUACAGGAGUCAUUAUAUUAUAUUAUUAUAGUACACAUAAUUUCUAUCAUUCGUGAAAUUAUGUGUCAAUAUGUUUAGUUGAAAUCUAUAAACCAGUUAGUAAAUUAUAUGUUCUUAAGCCUAUGUGUAAAAUUAUUCACGAUAACAAUCAUUAGAAUAAUUAAUUUACCGUAUGAAAACAUUGUAUUUUUU